This is a messenger RNA of Capsaspora owczarzaki ATCC 30864, 1562 nucleotides long. RefSeq lists its product as hypothetical. The transcript is spliced from 7 exons. The record is from RefSeq and is a predicted model, not a curated record. Gene Ontology annotation, biological process: endoplasmic reticulum tubular network organization. Gene Ontology annotation, cellular component: endoplasmic reticulum tubular network; membrane. Lineage: Eukaryota; Filasterea; Ministeriida; Capsasporidae. The coding region runs from base 198 to 1481 and encodes 427 amino acids.
CUUUGCUGUUUGUUCGUUCAGGUUUUUCCUUGUCUCUUUUCUUGUCAUUGUGCUCUUUCGCCGAGGUCUGUGAGUACGAGAGUCCCGCUUUCCGAGCCCUCGAGUCGUUCGUUCGUUGGCUUUUUUUUGCUACUACGUGUCUUGCCUGAUUUUGUGACCAGCUUCCUCUUGCUGCCUUGCACAAUCCCCCAAAAGCCAUGGUGAUUGCAGUUGUUUCCAGUGCCGUUUGCAACGUCGUCAGCGUGGCAUACCCAGCUUACGCUUCGUUCAAGGCAAUCAAAACCAGAAAUAUUGUCGAGUACCAGCAAUGGAUGAUGUACUGGAUUGUCUUUGGUUUCUUCUCAGUCGCAGCCCUUGUGCUCGAUGCCCUGCUUGGGUCGUGGUUUCCUCUGUACAAUGAAAUCAAAAUGCUCUUUGUGCUUUGGUUGAUGCUGCCUCAGACCAAGGGCGCUGUCAACAUUUACAAGCACUUUCUUCAUCUUAAGCUCGUGGAGAACGAGCAAAUUAUCGAUGCAACAGGCAACGCUGCAUACAUGGCAGUGCGUCACAUGUCCUUGGAAUCGGCCAAGCGAUUUUGCAUUCUCGUUCAACAGGCCUUCGUCCAAGCGCUUGCCAAUGGCCAGCACGUCUUCUUCCAACAACUCAAUCACGCUCAAAUGUUGCAACAACAUCAACAGCAUCAACAACUGCAGCACCCUCAGGGUCAGCUGCAAGGACCUGAGGCCUCUGCUCGCCAGCGGCCAAUGUCCUUGGUUCUCGAAGAACUUCCCGACGACUAUGAUGUGUCCCAGCCUCUGUCUGUCCGAAGCAUCCGGCCAGAGCCAUCUCAUCCAGCCAACUUCUUUUCUGAAAAUGAUGCUGCGGCGUUCUUUGGCCAAAUGGACGUGUCCAACGCCUCGAGCAACGCCAGCACUCCGCGAGGCCCGCCUUUGAGCGGCAGCAGCACAUCCAGCGAGCCAUGGGAAUUUGUGGAUGAAUCUGUGCGAUUUCGCGCCCAACAGCAACAACAGCAGCAGCAACAUCCCCAACCCCCUCAAUCGGCUCAUCCUACCUCUCACUUGACGACCGCGGCUGCAGCCUUGCGUCAACGCUUCGGGCGCACGCCGCCGAAUAAGCGCGCAGCCACUGCUCCGUCUGAUCAACUUGCCGCGGCGCGCGCAGAUGCCAGCCCUGUUUCAUUUGGGGAAGUCACUCCCCCUGCUCGCUCUCGCCCCGUGUCGCAGUAUGGAGAUGCGACCAGUGUUUAUGAGACGUCGCCCAUAACGCCUCCGUCUCGGCCCGCGCCGCGUCCAGUUGGUGACAACGACCACGUCGACCGCCUUACAGAGCACGAGAACAACCUGCGACGACUCAGACAGCAUGCGGAUCAGCUCGCUGCCAACCAAGCAGAAGCGCUUCGGCAGCUGCAAGCCUCGUCAUCGUCUUCGUCCUCGUCGGCGCCCGCACCCGCUGAGCCGCACAAGUCGUCUUGGUUUUGGUAGCGCGUUGUUUUGCUUGUCGUGUAGCCAUUCGCAUGCGAAUACAAAUGCCAGUUUGAACAACUGUGGAUAUCAACGAACGAC